Molecule: messenger RNA, 3937 nt
Organism: Engraulis encrasicolus (European anchovy)
Lineage: Eukaryota; Metazoa; Chordata; Actinopteri; Clupeiformes; Engraulidae
Gene: zbtb25
Product: zinc finger and BTB domain containing 25
Exons: 2
Coding region: 13-1566 (517 amino acids)
Biological process (GO): regulation of transcription by RNA polymerase II
Cellular component (GO): nucleus
Molecular function (GO): protein binding; DNA-binding transcription factor activity, RNA polymerase II-specific
Source: RefSeq, a predicted model, not a curated record
AGAGUGGGCGCCAUGGACGUGUCCAGCCACAGCCUGUACCUCCUGCAGCAGCUGAACGUUCAGCGGGAGUUCGGCUUCCUGUGUGACUGCACAGUUGCCAUUGGCAACGUGUACUUCAAAGCCCACCGGGCGGUACUGGCGGCCUUCUCCAACUACUUCAAGAUGAUCUUCAUUCACCAGUCCAGCGAAUGCAUCAAAAUCCAGCCCACAGACAUCCAGCCGGACGUCUUCAGCUACCUGCUGCACAUCAUGUACACGGGCACCGGCCCCAAGCAGCACGUGGACAAGGCCCGCCUCCAGGAGGGCAUCAAGUUCCUCCACGCCUACCAGCUGUGCCGCAAGCCCGGCGAGCUCGGCCCGGCGGACGCCGGCUCCCCGGACGGCCGCAUGUCCAACCUGUACGGCAUCCAGAUCUCCUCGCAGCUGCCCGGCAAGGAUGGGGCCGCCGUCAAGGUGGGCGCCGGCAGCAGCGGGCAGCGGGACCCCGAGGGCUCGCGCUCCACCAGCCGGGCGGACUGGCCCGGGCGCUCGCACCACCACGCCCAGCCCUCGCAGGCGGUCGGCUUGGUGGAGGGCGUCGUCGCCUCCGUCGACCCCCAGCCAGGCGGCAUGCGCCCGCUGUCCUCCCUGGCGUCCGGGGACAGCUCCGACAUCUCGGCCAGGAUUAAAGAGGAAAGGCUGGAGGAGGAGGAGGAGGAGGAGGAGCACGCCGAUGGUGGUGGUGGUGUUGGUGGUGCGUGUCGUGAUGAGGACAAGGCCUCGUUGCGGGCUCUGGGGGCUCGGGCGGCGGCGCUCUCCCCGGCCCAGGGCGGCCUGGGCCUGGCACUGCAGUGCCCGCGGUGCGGCGAGCGCUGCCUGUCCCCCGAGGGGCUCCAGGAGCACCUCAUCACCCACGCCGCCUGCGCUCUGGAGCCGCUCAUGGAGGGAACGCCGUCGGAGGACGCGGAUUUGGGCGGGCCGGCCGGAGCCGAGGAGCACCGCAGCACGUCCAGGGAUCGGCUGGACGCCGGAUGCCUGGAGGAGGCCCUGCGGCAGAGUCAGGCCCUCGCGGACGAGAUCGCGGCCGAACUGAGGCGGAGCGCCGGCGGCGGUGGUGGUGGUGGUGGUGGAGGCAGCGGCACGGGGGGCUUGGUGGGGAUCGGAGGCUUCGCCAGCGGCAGCACGGUACCCAUGGUGGGCCUGUUCACCCGCAAGAGGAAGAUUGUAUGCGCCGUGUGCAACCAGCGCUUCUCGCUCAAAAGCCAGCUGCAGGAGCACAUGUUCUCGCAGCACGUGGGCAAACAAGCGCGUCUCGCUCAGCACCAGCACCAACAUCAACAGCAGCAGCAGCAGCAGCCGAGAUACAAUCGCCUUUGCAACCAGCUGCUGCAGGCGGCCUGCGAGGGGACGACAGGCGAUGGGGGCCUGCUACAGGGCGCCGGGACAGGACCAGGGGACGGGAUGAUGAACAUCAACGAGGAGGGUGGGGGGGUGGCCUCCCGGGACGGCCAAGACAACGGCAGCUCCUGCUACUCUUUAGACUCAGAAGUGUCCCAUGAGAGCAUGGACGCUCUCCCUGCUGAAUAGCAGAGGGGGAACAUGGGGGAACGCAUUCACGAAUGUAGAGUGGAACACUUACAAGCAGCAUACGUAUGAACUCUCUUCAUCCAAAGAGAGAGAGAGUGUGUAUUUGGAAAAUGAAUGGCACUUACUUAUACUUACUUUUACCGUCUUUUAUGUCUGUUUCAAGUAGCCUGAAUAUAUUUGGUAGGUACAAGUAACUAUGGGGAUUAUGGUAAUGGAGGUUGCCAUUUUUUUGUUUUGUUUUGGGUUUUUUUUUUGUACUUAGGGUCUUUGUGUCUCGGCAUUGUCUGAAUUGUGUUCUGUUCGAUGUAUUUUUAAACUGCAUACAUUGAUCCCUGAAAACAUCAGUGUAGUUUUUAUUUUUCAAUAUGAAUGUGGUUCGAAAACACUAAGUCCAAGAAGCGCCUUGGAAUUGUAUUUUGUAUUACAUUGGAUGGAAUGCUUCAGACUUGCUAAAUGAGUUAAAUGAAUGAAACAAGCUUGCCGUGCCUUAGCCGGUUUUGUGUAAGGACACUACCCCAGCAAAUGCACUUGUUCCAGAAAAGUCCUAAACCAGACUCGUGUUUUGGCAUUCUGACGAUUAAGUCUCCAAAAAGAAACAUAUUUGCUUUGAAAUGUUUUAAAGCAUGUUUUGUUUGGGGAGGAAGAAAAAGUAUUUGUAAAUAAUCAAAAUGGAGCCUAAUGCUGUUGCGUCUGCUAGCUACAACAGCCUAAACAGUAGGGCUGUAACGAUAAAUCGUUAACCGAGAAAUGGUGGUACUCAGAGUCACGAUACUGUAUCGUGAUGUAAGGAGGCAGUAUCGUGAUACGUCCUUUCAAAGUUUUGUUAUCCUUCAGUCCAGAAAACAACCAUAUGAUUCAAUGUGAUAAUUCUUCCAAUCUUCCAAAUGAGAUACAUUUCAGAAAUCGUGGGGUGUAUCAAAGUGUAGGUCAAAAAUCGUGAUACGAACCGAAUCGUGAGUUGAGUGUAUCGUUACAGCCCUACUAAACAGAGCUCUAAAAGAAACUCUACAUGCUUCUGAAAACCUUUAGGUGCCUGUCAGGUCUUUACAAUACCUUAAGAGGGCCUGCGUGAAGCUGUCCCCCCCUCAGGCCGAAAAUGCUGAAAUAACACUGCCGAUUGUAUGUGCUAUGUUUGUGCCGGAUAGUGCUGUAAAAAAAAUGUUGUGCUAUUAAUAACAUAAUAGCAUAAUAAUACAAUAAAAGAGCUGUAACUUUACAAAACAAGUUAUUGAAGCGUUAAUUUUCACAGCACAAAUGAGCACCAAGUAAUUGCCUUCGAUUGAGACUACUUUGGAGAAAUUUGGACGUGGAGGGGGGACUGCGUGAUAUCACUAGUCAGAAAAAUGUAUUAAAAAUGUAUGAGUAUUUGAGUAUUUAAAUUACUCAAAAGCCUUAAUAGCACAAACGAACAUUUUCACAGCACUAUCCGGCACAAACAUAGCACAUACAAUCUGCAGUGUUAUUUCAGCAUUUUGGGUCUGAGGUGGGUCCAGUUUCACGCAGGUCUUAACAGGCAGCCUCUCUCAAUGGCACAACAGGAAAGCCAAAUGAGUUUUACUUCAGCGUCUCUGCUGUGUGCUAAUAGCCUCAAUGUUUUGUCACGUAGUCCUUAAAUGUGUAAUCGAAUUUGGUUUGAGCUCAUUGACCCUCACUAGCUAUGUGGUUGUGCCCAAACAGAAGGACAACAUCGAAUCAAUGUCCUCGUUUGGCUGGUGAAAUUUAAUUUUCCAUGCCCCUAAGAUGAUGGCAGAUGAGAUAUUUAUAUCUGGCAGUCAGUGAUAUCUAAACUGGAGCCAUAUUGGCCGCAUGAUGCAGUGACUGAAAGGAACACGCUUAAUUUCAAUGGCCACGUCCUUCACUUUUCAACCCAAGGUGUAUUUGAAUUGUAUAAUAGUGCACUGCAGUAUUUUGACUCCUCAAAACAUUGUUUGGUCCCAAAUAGCCAAGUUCAUUACACAUCAAAACUUAUUCUAAACCAGCUAAUCUCAAUGAAGGGAAUGAAUCUAAUGGCAAGUGUGUUGAGGAAAAUGUGAUGUUUGAAAAACUGAUGUUUUUACUUUGUAAGACUUGGAAUGACACCGCUGCAGGUCUAAAGUUUGGUUUCUUUAAGAGACCCUAAUCCUGGAUUGUCCAUGCUGUUGGAAUGUGCUGAUAACUGCAGUUUUGUCAGUUUCAUGUUUUAUUGUGCUGUGAUUGGUUUGUGAAAACCUGUGUAACCCUUGCAGGUGUGAUCUUCAUUUGUGUACAUUGUGACCAGUAAGGUGUGUUUGUAUGAACUUCAACUUGCCAGUCAAUGUAAAUUGUAAAACCACUACAUGCUACCCAUUUACCAGAAUAUUUUUGGUAAUAAACUUGUUUUUUCCAAAAUGUA